GCAGUCUGAUUCAUGAAUAAAAAUCCGAGCGCAACUGUACAACAAACAAUAGUUCAUAAAAAAAGCGAAGAUGUAGACAAAUGUUUACAAAGACAUCUGUUGCUAUGUGUAUUUCAAACAGUGUUUGCAAAGAUUUCUGAUAAUUGCAUAUAUAUAUACUAGCGCGGAACGGUGAAAGGUUGAACGGCACUAGCAUCUCAGCGACGACUCAGUGAAUUGCCGUGAGCAAGAAUUUGAUCAGAUUCAGAACUAAACCUGGACCAGAUCGUGCACAACAUUCAACCAACCUGCAAAAGAUUAAGAAUGCCUAACAAAGCGACGCUAGCAUUUAUGGUUGUGUAUGGGAUCAUAAUGCAUUGCAGUGUCUACGGUUCACCGACUGGAGUGAAAUAUCCCGAAUUUAGGGUUGAAGAUGAAGCGUAUGAUGAAGAGGGAAACUCACUAACGGGUCUGACUUACCAAACUGAUCUAAAUGGCAUCCGAAUUCCUUCAUCGGUCAUUGAUGAUGUAAACACGUUAUACUAUCCACCGGAGAAGAGAACAGAAAGGCACGCUGAGGGGAUAUUUAAUAAACGCCUAAGGGCAUUGUUGGCACAGGAAAUAACAAGAGAAUUCGUUCACUCUCUCAUCCCUACAAAGCGCGAUGGUGGCAGCAGUGUUGAGAAGGAUACAGAGCCUCUGUCAAAGCGACAUUCCGAUGGCAUCUUUACCGACAGCUACAGCCGUUACAGGAAACAGAUGGCUGUCAAGAAAUACUUGGCAGCCGUCCUGGGGAAAAGCCCGGAAGAUAUUAAUAUUGCCCACAUUAUCGACGAAAUAGGCAUUGAUGUUCUGCUUAGGCUGCUGGAAGGGGAUUAUGAUAUUGGUUUGGGAGUAUUGCUGCAGCAGAUCUCCUUGUCGGCAAAUUGACCGAGGAUGCAGCUUGCAGCUUUGGUGCCUUGAUUCGUCAUUUAAAUCGACAUGAAUUACAGAGGGUUUCUUUUCUUUCCUUGUUUUAUUUUUUAAAAAGCGGCCCUACAUUGCUGCAACACAUCAGCUUACAUUUGAGCAUUUUUACAGUUCGCGGAUCUCGUGUGGUUUAUCGUUGCGCGUUGUGAAGUCGGUGAUUUGUGUAUUGCGCUCAGUGUGGCGUGCAGCCUUGUGCUCAGAUUCCUAUCUAUUCUAGACGUUCUCAUCAAACGCUGUGUUUUGUUAAUGUACGCGUGACCAAGAGAGCUUGUGUAAACCAUAGGGACACCAGAUGCCUUACUAAACUUUACAAACUACAGACAUUUGAUCGAUCUUGAUUAAACAGUAACAGAAACUGCA
This is a messenger RNA of Stegostoma tigrinum, 1308 nucleotides long. Its product is annotated as glucagon family neuropeptides. Gene Ontology annotation, molecular function: peptide hormone receptor binding; neuropeptide hormone activity; pituitary adenylate cyclase activating polypeptide activity. Bases 304 to 909 code for a protein of 201 amino acids. Gene Ontology annotation, biological process: adenylate cyclase-activating G protein-coupled receptor signaling pathway; positive regulation of GTPase activity; positive regulation of ERK1 and ERK2 cascade. Lineage: Eukaryota; Metazoa; Chordata; Chondrichthyes; Orectolobiformes; Stegostomatidae. The record is from RefSeq and is a predicted model, not a curated record. Gene Ontology annotation, cellular component: perikaryon; extracellular region; neuron projection. The transcript has 7 exons.